Molecule: messenger RNA, 1182 nt
Organism: Microsporum canis CBS 113480
Lineage: Eukaryota; Fungi; Ascomycota; Eurotiomycetes; Onygenales; Arthrodermataceae
Product: U3 small nucleolar ribonucleoprotein LCP5
Exons: 1
Coding region: 1-1182 (393 amino acids)
Biological process (GO): maturation of SSU-rRNA from tricistronic rRNA transcript (SSU-rRNA, 5.8S rRNA, LSU-rRNA)
Cellular component (GO): nucleolus; small-subunit processome
Source: RefSeq, a predicted model, not a curated record
AUGGCGGCCGUUGAUGAAAAAGGAACAUCUAGACUGCGUAUAAUGAGCAUGCUAGAGUCGCUGCAUGAGUCUCUAUCGAGUGCAACAUCCUCUCUCCCAGCUUCAGUGGCCUCAGACGGAACUGGCGUAUCAAUCCUACCUCCAUCCGAUGGCAUAUCCCUGCUGGAUACAAAGAGUGAAAUUCUUCUAUCCUACCUACAAAACCUCGUGUACUUUGUUCUACUGCAAGUUCGGCGGCUAUCCUCGUCUAAAUCUAGCUCUCCGUCGGCGACGGAUGGGCUGCAGCAGAGGACAGAUCAACACCAAGAGGACGUGGUGAAGAAGUUGGCCGAGCUUCGAGUUUACCUUGAACGUGGUGUCAGGCCGAUAGAAGGGCGGUUAAAAUACCAAAUUGAUAAGGUUUUAAAAGCAGCGAACGACCUUGAAAGGACCAAGGCGCAAACCAGCCAAAAGCACGAUGACCGAAAGUCCACUAAAAAGAGCCAAGGCGGUUUAGAGAGCACCGAUUCUGAACAGGGUACAGCGACAGAAAGCGGGGAGGAGGAUGACGAUGAAGAAGAACUUGAUGAGCUGACGUAUCGACCGAAUGUGGCUGCAUUUUCGCGUGCCGUGGAAGCCCAAGAGCAGCAAAAAGCUGCUGCGCAGAAGAAAGACAGCGCUGGUGACGGGAUUUACAGACCACCGAAAAUAAAACCCACAGCUCUAUUAGAACACAAGCCAAGCCGACGAGCUGAGCGCGAGGCCCAACGCUCGAAGAAAUCAAGAGCAAUUGACGAGUUUGUUAAUGCGGAAAUGUCCACCACCCCGAUGGCCGAGCCUAGCAUUGGCAGCACCAUCAGAGCAGGUGGAAGACAUGUCAGCACCCAACAGGAUAGGGCAAGGGAGGAAGAGCGCCGGGCGUACGAAGAAACAAACCUGCUUCGACUGCCCAAGGAGAGCAAGAAAGAUCGAGCGAGGAGGGGAGGCAACCGCCGUGGAGGAGGAUAUGGUGGAGAAGAAUGGCAGGGACUUGGCGAAGGUGUUGAUCGAAUCCAUCGACUCACAGAGAGGAAAAAGGGCGGAGGCGGUGCACUACAGAGGAGUCGAAAGAGGGCGACUGAGGAUGGCCCUCGAGGCGAUGGCUUUAACGUUGGCGAGAGAUUUGAGAAGCGACAGAAAACGAUUGCAAGCUGGAAACGAUAA